Macrosiphum euphorbiae (potato aphid) is the source of this 2277-nucleotide messenger RNA. Lineage: Eukaryota; Metazoa; Arthropoda; Insecta; Hemiptera; Aphididae. The record is from the annotation of a GenBank genome assembly.
AUGAAUCGCGGCCGAAAAAUAGCCGCUAUGGUUACUCAAAAUGAAGUCAAUACACAGAUGCCGAUAAAUAAAGACGCCAAUAUAGGUAAAUUAGAAAAUUGGAUCGAUACUGGCAAUGGAAUCGAGUUUGACACCAACCGAUUAAAUGUUAUUUAUAUAGAUGAUUAUGAUAUGGUAAUUGAUACAUUUAAUUUUGAUGAGUUAGUUGAAAAUAAUACAUCAUUCAAUAACAAUAAUAUUGAUAUUACAACAACACAAUUGAAUAGUUUUGUUGAUGUAGUAGAAAACAACCAUGUCUUGUAUGACACAGAUAAAAAUAAUAUUAAUAAUAUUAUAUUGAAUGAAGGAAUUAAUGAAUGUCCAAUAUUGAUAAAUAAUUCUCAAAGUGAUAUCAUAAGUGGAGCAAUUGAAACCCCAAUUUUAUCAGAAUCUGAAAUUGAUUACAACCUUGAUGUACAGUUAAAUGAUGGACUAAGACAAGUGAAAUACCAAUCCCAAAAAAAUAGGUUAGCUGGAAAGGAAUAUAUUGGUUUUAAAAUGGUGAAUGGAAAAAUUUCUCAAAGUGUUCCUAUAGGAAAAAGAGUAAUAAAGGAUAGGUGUAAUCAUUCACUUGUAAACCAAAAAAGUUCCAAUAGUUUUAUGUGUGGUUUAUUUUCUGAUGAGGACCGAAAAAAUGCUUUCAAAUUCUUUUGGAAAAUUAAAACAUGGCAAGAAAAACGAGGUUAUGUAAGAGGUCUUGUAACUAAUCGUCCAAUUACCCGAAGGAGAAAAAUAAAUAAAUCAGAUAAAGUUAGGAAAAUUGAGAGUCGAGAUAUACGGUUGUGUUUAACUAAUGGACAACAAUUGAAGGUAUGUCGAAAAAUGUUUUUGAACACUUUAAGUAUUGGUGAAGAUUGCUUCAAACGGUGGACUAAAAAGAUAAAUAAUGUAUCAAAUUCAAAUUCAUCAGACUCAGAACAUGAUCCUGAACCAAUUUCACUAACUCCUAGUCCAAGAGUUCUAAAAAAACAAAAUGACAUUAUUCAUAUUAAAGAUUGGUUACAUUUAUUGCCAAAAGUCCCUAGUCACUACUGUCGUCAAUCAACUUCAAAAAUAUAUGUUGAAUCAAAUUUUGUAUCUAUAGAAAGUAUGUUCAAUGUGUUUAAAGAAUGGUGUGUUAGUGAAAAUAUAACCCCAGCUUCAUGCACUCUAUUUCGUGAAACUUUAAAUGCUAACAAUAUAAAAAUUCAUCAACCUCGAAAAGAUCAGUGUGAUCUAUGUAUUGGUUAUAAGAUGGGCACUAUACUAGAAGCUGAAUAUAAUGAACACAUAGAAAGAAAGAAUAGUGCAAGAGAAGAAAAAAAUAAACAUAAAUCAAUAGUUUCUAACAAUAAGGUAGUUAUAACUAUGGAUUUAGAGAGUGUUCUGCUGUGUCCAAAAACUGAAGCCUCAGCUAUGUUCUAUAAGCAAAAGUUACAACUACACAAUUUUACAGUUUAUAAACUAAAUGACCAUGAUGUGACAUUGUAUGUAUGGAAUGAAUCAGAUGGUAAUGUGACAGCCAAUGAGUUCACAACCUGUAUAAUUAACUAUAUUGACAAUCUUCCAAGUGAAGUGACAGAAGUUGUUUUAAUAUCUGAUGGCUGUAAUUACCAAAACAGAAACAAAACAUUGGCAAGUGCAUUAAGUUCUUUGGCUUUAGCUAAAUGCAUUACGAUUGAACAAUUAUUCUUAACUAAAGGACACACUAUGAUGGAGGCUGAUAAUGUUCACUCAACCCUCGAACAUUAUUUUAAGGGACCAUUAUACUCUCCUGGUGACUACAUUAGUAGAAUGCGAAUAGCAAGGAAAAAACAACCCUAUAACAUAAAAGUUAUUGAUUAUUCGUUUUUUAAGAAUUAUGAUGCUGUAUGUUCCCUGAAAUCACUGAGACCAGGAAAGAAAGCAGGUGAUAAAACUGUGACAAAUAUAUGUAAACUUUUGUAUACAAAAGGGGAAAUUUUUUAUAAAACUUCUUUUGACAAUGACUGGGCCAUUUUACAUGAACAAAAUAAGACUAGUAAGAGAACUAGGGCAUCCAUAAAAAAUGUACACAUACCUGAACAAGUCGAACUAAGUCAAUUAUACAAUGCGCCAUUACCAAUAUCUAGUAGUAAAUAUUAUGACUUGCAAUCUCUUAAACAAGUUAUUGAAAAGGACCACCAUCCAUUUUAUGAUAGCUUGAAACAUUCAGAUAUCACAAAAAAAAAAAAAAAUGUAACUAAAGUUCCUGAUUUUGAAAGCCUUUUUAAUUUUUAA